AUGGACAACCUGUUUAUAUUUGACUUACCUACACAUUUACCUAAUGAGACACCAAAAGAACCAGAGCUUGCUUCUGAGUCCCAAAAUAGAGUACCAGUGAAUAUUGAAACUGGCAAACAGAACCAAAUAGACCAUCGUGAUGAGGAUGAGGAAGACAAUAAUGAUCAUGAGGAAACACUCCCCAAAACAAACGGAACAAUAUACAUUCAAGGCACAAAUAUCAGUUUACAAACUGAAGAAGACAUAGAGAAAUGGAUUGAAGAAAGAAAACGAAAUUGGCCCACAAAUAAGAAUAUUGAACUCAAAAGGCAACAAAAACAAAAACAGGAAGAAGAACAACAACAACAACAAAAGGAUAUUAAAAAUGCCAAAUCCGACAACAAGAAAAGAAUGAAUGAAGAUGAAUCAUCCAAUGGGCCCACUAAGAAACAGAAAAGUAUAUGUCGAUUCUACCAACUUAAUAAGAAAUGUAAAUUCGGUAACAAAUGUAAAAAUUUACAUGAAGAACCAACAAAUGAAAACCCGGUGACACUAUCUUACAAUGAAUUGACUCACUAUCGGAAAUCUGUUAAUGGAAUCCCAAUUUUAGUUCCCAAAUUAUAUUCAAAUAGAACUGAAAAUACCCUGGUGAAAAAACUGUCGUUAUUCAAACAUCUUGUGACUAGAGACCAUAUGACAAAUGAAAAUGAAAAAGUGAUAGAGUUUAUCAGAUAUCUAAAUGAUCAAGGUUUAAUAGAUCAUGAUGUUAUGAAAUAG
Molecule: messenger RNA, 756 nt
Organism: Candida albicans SC5314
Lineage: Eukaryota; Fungi; Ascomycota; Pichiomycetes; Serinales; Debaryomycetaceae
Exons: 1
Coding region: 1-756 (251 amino acids)
Molecular function (GO): metal ion binding
Source: RefSeq, a predicted model, not a curated record